UGCUAGCCUGUGCGGUGCUGGGGCAGAGCCGGCCCUGGACCCUGGCCAGGCCCUGCUGAGCCAGCUGCCUCUUUGUGCUGCACACUAUAGGCCCGGGUGUCUGCCAGGUUAUAAAAUGGGGGGUCGGCCCUGAGGCGCCCACAGCACCCGCCUGUCCUCCAACACAGCAUCGGGAACCAUGUCUCAGGCUGCUAAGGCCGCGCCCACCACGGCAGUGAACCCGGGGUCUGACGGCAAGGGAAAGGGGGCCCAACCAGGGCCGGCCCCAGCCCCUGGCCCCGCCCCGGUCCCAGCUUCCGUGCCCAGGCCCAGUGCCAAAGUAGGGGACCUGCCUCCUGGGAGCUACAGGCUGGUCGUCUUCGAGCAGGAAAACUUCCAGGGCCGUCGGGUUGAAUUCUCAGGGGAGUGCCUGAACCUGGGGGACCGUGGCUUUGACCGAGUGCGCAGCCUGAUCGUCAUCUCAGGACCCUGGGUGGCCUUUGAGCAAUCUGCCUUCCGUGGGGAGAUGUUUGUCCUGGAGAAGGGCGAGUACCCACGCUGGGACACCUGGACCAGCAGUUACCGCAGCGACCGGCUCAUGUCCUUCCGGCCCAUCAGGAUGGAUUCCCAGGAGCAUAAGAUCUGCCUGUUUGAAGGGGCCAACUUCAAGGGCAACACCAUGGAGAUUCAAGAGGAUGACGUGCCCAGCCUCUGGGUAUAUGGCUUCUGUGACCGUGUGGGCAGUGUGACCGUCUCCGGUGGCACAUGGGUGGGCUACCAGUACCCAGGCUACCGUGGCUACCAGUAUCUGCUGGAACCAGGAGACUUCCGACACUGGAAUGAGUGGGGUGCCUUCCAGCCGCAGAUGCAGGCCGUCCGUCGCCUGCGGGACCGCCAGUGGCAUCACGAAGGUUGCUUCCCAGUGCUGGCCGCCGAGCCCCCUAAGUGAGCCAAGCUGCACCCCUCCCUCCUGCAGCCCCCCCCCCGCCUCAAUGUCCCCUCUCCCCCUGCGAAUAAAA
Molecule: messenger RNA, 998 nt
Organism: Peromyscus leucopus (white-footed mouse)
Lineage: Eukaryota; Metazoa; Chordata; Mammalia; Rodentia; Cricetidae
Gene: Crybb1
Product: crystallin beta B1
Biological process (GO): visual perception; lens development in camera-type eye
Molecular function (GO): structural constituent of eye lens
Source: RefSeq, a predicted model, not a curated record